AUUCACAAGGAAGCAUCCACUCAAGCUUAUAAUAAUUGAACUUCAGUUGAUGGAUGCUUCAUUCUCACUAAUUUUCCUAGAGGAAACAGGAUGAAUGUCUAAAAAAAGAUGUGUAAACUCAUUGGUCAAUCUCAUUCAAUGGGAAUCAAACUCACCACCCAAUUUUUCAUUAUUUAGAUAAUAUGCUUGUUUAUCGUUCUGAUGAGUACUGAUCAAAUUUCCCAAAUAUGCCAUCUGUCUGAGCUUACUUUGGACUUUGAGGUUAAUUCUGAACACCUGACCUGUUCCAACAUGCUAAGCCUAUUACCAGAUUAAGGGCAGAAUACAAUCAGUACCAAAAUGAGCUCCUAUCUAAUUACAAAGACACUUUUGAGCAGAACAGUGGAGGUGGCGGAAUAUCUUGUCUCACCAGUUAAGACAAAUGUAUAUCUAAGGCACCUGGAUAGUUUGGAAGAAAAACCACAUCAAAAAAGAGCAUAAUGUCUCAGGAUAUGAGUGAGAAGGAGCUAAAGCAGAUGGAAUUAGAUCAACUGAAGAAGGAAGUGAAGCUUGAAAGACAAAUGAUCUCCAAGACAGCAAAAGAACUCAGAACCUUUAUAGAAUCUAUGGCUGCAGAAGACGCCAUCUUAAAAGGGGUUCCAGAGGACAAGAACCCAUUCAAGGAGAAGGGAGGCUGUACAAUAAGCUGACCCUGGCCUCACCCAAAAGAAGAUCUUUGUCGCUCUCUUUAUAUGCUACUUAGUACUGUAUGAAUUAAUGUUUACCCUAUACAAUGAGUCUAAAUCAAGACUGGGGAACUUUUUGGCCCCAAAGGGUGCUGGGGGAGCUGGUAGUCAGCUAUAUUAGAAGGGCCACAGGAUCCCCAUCCAUAGAGAUUUUCUGCAGGAGGGAAUUUAAUCAUGCCUCAGGAAAAAAGGAACCAGAACAUAUCCAUGACCAAGAUAUAUAUUCCAUGAUUUAAUUGUUUUUUUUUCUUUAAAUUGAUGCUUUGUUUUUUGCGGGAAAAAUGAUGCAGGCUUGAAACAAAAUGAAACAGAAUAGAAAAAAAAAAUAUUAUUAAAGAUUUCUUCUCCUUCCAUUCUGCCAAGUGGCUACCUGGAAGGCUUUAGAAAUAUGAUUUAUUUAGUUAUUCAGUUUUAUUACACUGGGUUGUUUUGGGUUGUGGUUUUUUUAGAAAAUUACAUUUGUAAUUUAACUUAGUUUUCCCAUUUGCAACAACUGAUUAAGUACUACUUUAUGUCAGAUGUUAACAACUAGCAUCUCUCAAGCAAUGUAACUUUAAGAUUGCAGAAUUCAGGUCCCUAACAUGAGGCUGAGGAAUUCUGAGAGUUGAUGUGCACACAUCUGAAAGCUGCCGAGGUUGAGAAACACUGGCCUAAAGUACAGUUUUUGGAUGCAAGAAGGUCUAACUACAAAGCAAGUUGGGCUAAGAAAAACAGCUUCUCCAUAACAGAAAUACAAUAUAAGGAAUGAAGUUAUGGUGAAAAAGUUCAGAUUGAUGGAUAGUGAGAUGGCAGCAUAUAAAUUUAAUUAAAACAAUUAAAUUUAAACAA
Messenger RNA from Notechis scutatus (mainland tiger snake), 1553 nucleotides. It is a transcript of the gene GNGT2, whose product is annotated as G protein subunit gamma transducin 2. Gene Ontology annotation, biological process: G protein-coupled receptor signaling pathway. Gene Ontology annotation, molecular function: G-protein beta-subunit binding. NCBI's taxonomy places the organism in Eukaryota, Metazoa, Chordata, Lepidosauria, Squamata, Elapidae. The record is from RefSeq and is a predicted model, not a curated record. Gene Ontology annotation, cellular component: heterotrimeric G-protein complex.